UAAGGCUGUUUCUGAUGCUUGGAAGUUGUUCUUUCAGCCACAAAGAUGGUAAUAAAUCUUUGCCUUCCACAGUUCAGACCAAGAAUUCACUGCAACAAGAUAUCAGCUGAUGGUUAUGAAGUAGAAAAUCUCAUCUCUGAAGACUUCACAAAGAGGAGUCGUGGUUUUAGGACAGAGUAUUUCAUUAAGCCACCGGUCUAUGUGACACUUUCUUUUCCCUUCAAUGUGGAAAUCUGUAGGAUUAACAUAGACCUCACAAAUGGUGUAAGCCAUAGCGUUACCGGCCUGGAAAUGUACACAUCAGCCUUACCCAGCAGAACCUCUUGGAGUACCUCUGAGUGCCAGAGCCCAGGCCCAGCUGAGCCCUGCAUCCCAGACAGAGAAGCAUUCACCUUGGUGGGAAAAGUCUUGUUAAAACACCAGAACCAAGUAAUGUUCAGCCACAGGGGCUUCAGGGCCCGGCCACCUUUCAGCAUGAUGGAAGCCGCCCUCCCCUCUCCAGCCACAAUGACCCAGGAUCUCUGGAACAAAGGGGCUCUCUCUCUUAGCCACGUAGCCCAUCUCAAGAUCUGUAUCACCCACGUGGCAGGCAGCGGUAUCCCAUGCAUCAGGCGGUUGGAAGUGUGGGGUCAGCCAGCCAAAACGUGCUCCCAGGAAGUAAUAAACAGUGUCCUACUGGUCGCGUCAGAGAGCCUCCCUCAGGGCCUGGCUCUGCAGGCCCCUGCCUUGCCCAUGGAGAGUGACUGUGACCCUGGGGGCCAGUCUGAGGGCCAGCAGACCCCAUGUAGUCUGCAGGAGCUGACUGAGGUAAUUCAAGAUGUGCCUGAAGAGUUCUUGGAUCCCAUCACCCAGGAGAUCAUGCCUUGCCCCAUGCUGCUCCCCUCGGGCAAGGUCAUUGACCAGAGCACACUGGACAAGUGCAACCGCAGUGAGGCUGCAUGGGGCCGGGUACCCAGCGACCCUUUCACGGGGGUGGCCUUUACUCCACACUCCCAGCCCUUGCCUCACCCUUCCCUGAAGGCCCGCAUUGACCAUUUUCUGCUCCAGCACUCCGUCCCUGGCUGCCACCUGCUUGGGAGGGCACAAACUGCACUGGCAGUGACCCCUUCUUCUAUUGUUAUGCCUUCUCUGAAAAGGAAGAUGGAGGAGGCUGAACAGGCCCCAGAGAGUAACCUUGGUGGAAAUGCUGCUGGUUUUUCCCCCACAAGCCCUCUUGUUUCACCCACUACCUCAGAGCACACGUCUAAGAAGAUGAAAGCUAUGAGUGAGCCUGGCCUGACGCACAUGGACUGCUCACCAGGUCCCAUAUCCCAUGAGCAGAAUCUGUCACAAAGCCUGGAGAUUGCCUUGACGUCUACCCUUGGCUCCAUGCCCUCUUUCACAGCUCGGCUGACCAGGGGACAGCUCCAGCACCUUGGCACAAGGGGAAGCAGCUCUUCUUGGAGACCAGGUGCCAGCUCUGAGCCUCCCGGGAGCAGUCCUGGCCCUGAGUGCGUCUCCUGCAAGAGAGCAUUCUCUCCCUACUUCAAGAAGGAGCCAGUGUACCAGCUGCCCUGCGGCCACCUCCUGUGCCGGACCUGCCUGAGCGAGAAGCAGCGCUCCCUGCCCUUGACCUGCACGGCCUGCCAGCAGCCAGUCGCCAGCCAGGACGUGCUGCGGGUCCACUUCUGA
Messenger RNA from Elephantulus edwardii (Cape elephant shrew), 1671 nucleotides. RefSeq names its product U-box domain containing 5 (gene UBOX5). Bases 46 to 1671 code for a protein of 541 amino acids. Gene Ontology annotation, cellular component: nucleus. Gene Ontology annotation, biological process: protein polyubiquitination. The record is from RefSeq and is a predicted model, not a curated record. Lineage: Eukaryota; Metazoa; Chordata; Mammalia; Macroscelidea; Macroscelididae. Gene Ontology annotation, molecular function: ubiquitin protein ligase binding; ubiquitin-ubiquitin ligase activity. The transcript is spliced from 4 exons.